AUGGCACCCCCCAGAGCCAAGGCUCGCAAGUGGUACAACAUACACGAAGAACCGCAGGCGGGCAUCGGAAUUUCGCUCACACCGUUCAGCCCCGACGACAGCAUCCAAGUGGCACCGUGUCGCUACAUUCGCAGCUCGAGCCAGCCUCUUGCUGUCGGUGCUUCGGCGCACGGCACGUCCUGGGUGAAAACAGGCUUCAUUUGGCUCUUCACCAUUUUCUUCACUGCUUUUCAAACUUGGUGCUGUACGUUUGCAGUUUCCACCGUGCUAUACAAGUUUGGAUGCACGCCUGAAGGUUCGACCACCGUAUGCAUCCCUCUUGAAAUAUUGCCGGGUUUCGGUCCCUUUUUCCGCCUCCAACAUCGCCUUGCACAAAUGUCGGGCAAGAUCGACGAUAUGCAGUAUAAGCUUUCCCGACUAGAGGAUCAACUACCGCUGGACUUUCACAAUCGUGAUUUCGCACUUUGGGGGCUUGGAGCACAGGUUAUUCCGGAACUAACAUCAAGAGACGAGGGGGACGCAAAUGCGGUUUUACCCUCAGCUGUCCUAGAUGAUCCUCCAUUACUUGGAGAAUGCUGGGAGUUUAUGGGUCGACGCGGGCAGAUUGGAAUUCAACUUUCCGAUGCUGCAAACAUUACCGCGAUGUCGCUCAGCCAGCCCUUCGACGAAUCUGUCCUUGUCCCACUUGUUCACGCCCAUUACAACGCCACUUCUCCCCAAUCCCGUCAGAUCUUUGCAGUGACAUCCCCAGUUGCGAAAGUAGUCCGUUUUGACAUCGUUGUCGUCGAAGUCUUAGACAACUGGGGAGGCGAGUCUACCUGUUUGUACCACAUUGGUGUUCAUGGGCUUGAGGAUUAG
Molecule: messenger RNA, 858 nt
Organism: Coprinopsis cinerea okayama7#130
Lineage: Eukaryota; Fungi; Basidiomycota; Agaricomycetes; Agaricales; Psathyrellaceae
Exons: 3
Coding region: 1-858 (285 amino acids)
Biological process (GO): nuclear envelope organization
Cellular component (GO): meiotic nuclear membrane microtubule tethering complex; nuclear envelope
Molecular function (GO): protein-membrane adaptor activity
Source: RefSeq, a predicted model, not a curated record